Molecule: messenger RNA, 1471 nt
Organism: Aspergillus homomorphus CBS 101889
Lineage: Eukaryota; Fungi; Ascomycota; Eurotiomycetes; Eurotiales; Aspergillaceae
Product: oxidoreductase
Exons: 7
Coding region: 1-1107 (368 amino acids)
Source: RefSeq, a predicted model, not a curated record
AUGACGGCUGUACCCCUCUGGCCGCGAUCCGGGAGCAGCUCUUCCAACGCCCCGACCAUCUUGGCAGUGGUUGGGACGUUGACGGGCCUGUCCACACUGAUCGUGCUGCUACGAUGUUAUGUGCGCGGUCUGGUGCUGCGAAAGUUUAAUGCGGAGGAGUACAAUAUAAUUGGGGCGUGGCUCUGUGCCGUCGGAGUUCUCGUCUGUUUCGCGGUUGAAUCGCAACAUGGCGUCGGUCGCUACUCGAAGGAUAUCACCAACGAGGAGUUUGGGUACCUGGCCAAGGUGGUUUAUUUCCAUUCCAUCAUUGUGAUGGUCGGCCUCAGUCUGGUCAAGAUCUCCCUGGCAGUCUUCUUGCGACGAUUUGCUCAGAACGCGCUGCGUCAGGCAUUGAUCGGAUCCAUUGUCUUCCUGGUCGCCUUCACUAUCGCCUGCGGCUUAACUCUGAUCCUCCAGUGCACCCCUGUGGCCGCCGCGUGGGAUUAUAGUUUGCGGGCUAAUGCUCGAUGCUUUGAUUCCGGUACUUAUACCGCCAUUGGGCUGUGGAAUAGCAUCACGAACCUCGUGACGGACGUUAUCUUUGCAACGCUACCGGUGCCCAUGUUCAUCAAAAUCCAAGUCAACCGACGGACAAAGGCAUCACUGAUUGGAGUAUUGAGCUUGGGAUAUCUGGCCUGCGUUGCCGGUAUCAUCAAGAUCGUCGCUCAAAUCAAAGUGCUCAAGGAGACAAAUGUGUAUCGGAACGACACCUUCAUGGUCUGGAACUGUGUCGAAUUGAAUAUCGCUAUCCUCGCCGCAUGCCUUCCCAACCUCAAACCCCUGGUCAAGUCAUUGCUCGACAGUACGCGCAGUCUGACCAGCGGGCGCCGCAACGCAUACGGCAAUUACUAUCCCGGAUACUACGGCCAACGGAGCGAGGAUAUCACGCUCAAGUCGAUGACGCGGCGAACACGCCACUCUAUGUAUAAUAUCACGGUGGAGGGGAGCUCGGAUGGCGAUUCCGCCAGUGGGCACAGUGGGAAUCGCGAGGAGGACGAGCAGCGCUUGCAUUGCACGGAGAUUGGCAUCUUGAAGACCACCGAAGUGGUGGUUCACACGCAGCAGUAGGUUGCGUUCGACUGUACUGUACAUAUCCCAAUUAUGAUAGGUAUAUAAGCUUUUUCUUUUGUUCCGCUAAUGCGCAGCCACAUUUCGAAGCAGCCAAGCGUUCACCGGAGUAGGAAAUGAAAGGGAAACCUGAAGGUAUGGUGUGAGGCAAGACGCGUGCCGCGCGUUGAUUCAGCAAAUAUUGCAUUCUUGGCGAUAGCCGCCCCUUGCAUGGGUUUUGGUCAUGGGUAUAUCAAUGACAGCUGGCAUCCUAGAACCACGGCGUAUGGAGGGAUUUGAGUUGUACAGUACGCUUGUUGACAUCAUCGGUCGCCGCUGCGACUUCGCCAUCAGACCAGUAGAAGCAAACUCGAGCAGGAUUAAA